This is a messenger RNA of Cucurbita maxima (winter squash), 1539 nucleotides long. Its product is annotated as sugar transport protein 13-like. Bases 1 to 1539 code for a protein of 512 amino acids. The record is from RefSeq and is a predicted model, not a curated record. Gene Ontology annotation, biological process: monosaccharide transmembrane transport. Gene Ontology annotation, cellular component: membrane. NCBI's taxonomy places the organism in Eukaryota, Viridiplantae, Streptophyta, Magnoliopsida, Cucurbitales, Cucurbitaceae. Gene Ontology annotation, molecular function: monosaccharide transmembrane transporter activity. The transcript is spliced from 3 exons.
AUGCCGGCGGGAGGCUUUUCCGGUAGUCAUGGCGGCACAGAGUUCGAGGCCAAGGUCACUACGGCGGUGAUUAUUUCCUGUAUAAUGGCAGCCACCGGAGGGCUCAUGUUCGGUUACGACAUCGGAGUUUCCGGCGGAGUGACGUCGAUGCCGUCGUUCUUGAAGGAGUUCUUCCCGGUGGUGUACGAGAAAACCCAGCAACACGCCAUGGACGACAGCAAUUACUGUAAAUACGACAAUCACAGCUUACAAUUGUUCACUUCUUCACUCUAUCUCGCGGCCUUAACCGCUACUUUCUUCGCUUCUUACACCACCAGAGUCCUCGGUCGGAAACUCACCAUGCUCAUCGCCGGCGUGUUCUUCAUCGUCGGCACCGUUCUUAACGCCACCGCUGUCAGUCUCCUCAUGCUUAUCCUCGGCCGCCUCGCUCUCGGCUGCGGCGUUGGAUUUGCCAACCAAGCUGUCCCAUUGUUCUUGUCGGAGAUAGCUCCGACGAGGAUUCGUGGAGCCUUGAAUAUCUUGUUUCAAUUUGAUGUCACUGUCGGCAUUCUCUUCGCUAAUCUCAUCAAUUACGGCACAUCCAAGAUUGCAGGUGGAUGGGGAUGGCGGCUGUCAUUAGCUUUAGCUGGCAUUCCGGCAACCUUAUUGACUGUCGGAGCGAUAUUGGUCGACGACACUCCGAACAGCUUGAUCGAACGUGGGCAUUUGGAGAAAGGAAAAACCGUUCUAAGAAAAAUCAGAGGAACAGAGAACAUUGAGCCAGAGUACAUGGAAAUCGUCGAAGCCAGCCGCAUUGCCCAAGAAGUGAAGCACCCAUUUAAGAAUCUUCUCAUGCGGAAAAACCGCCCACCAUUGGUGAUCGCUAUAAUGUUCCAAAUCUUCCAGCAGCUCACAGGAAUCAACGCCAUCAUGUUCUACGCGCCGGUUCUGUUCAACACAUUAGGCUUAGGCAACGACGCGUCGCUAUACUCUGCUGUGAUAACAGGGGCUGUCAAUGUCCUCUCGACAUUGGUAUCAAUUUACUCCGUCGACAAGCUCGGUCGGCGAGUGCUGCUGUUGGAAGCUGGGGUUCAAAUGUUCAUCAGCCAAAUGGUGAUCGCCGUCGUGUUGGGGUUAAACUUGGGGGACAACACGAAUAAAAUGUCGCAGGGGACGGCGAUUGUGGUGGUGCUGAUGGUGUGUACUUUUGUGUCGUCGUUUGCUUGGUCUUGGGGUCCGUUGGGAUGGCUGAUUCCGAGCGAGACGUUCCCGUUGGAGACGAGAUCGGCUGGGCAGAGUGUGGCGGUGUGUAUGAACAUGGUGUUCACGUUCAUCAUAGCUCAGUUGUUUUUGUCGAUGCUGUGCCAUAUGAAGUUUGGGAUUUUCCUGUUCUUUUCUGGGUGGGUGUUGUUAAUGUCGCUGUUCGUGAUCUAUUUGGUGCCGGAGACGAAGGGGGUUCCGAUCGAGGAGAUGACGGAGAGAGUGUGGAAACAGCAUUGGUUUUGGAAGAGAUUUAUGGACGGUGUGGAUGAGGACAGAAAGGGGAAGGAUGUAGUUUAA